Cheilinus undulatus (humphead wrasse) is the source of this 3460-nucleotide messenger RNA. RefSeq names its product calcium channel, voltage-dependent, beta 4a subunit (gene cacnb4a). The record is from RefSeq and is a predicted model, not a curated record. The transcript has 14 exons. The coding region runs from base 136 to 1692 and encodes 518 amino acids. Gene Ontology annotation, molecular function: high voltage-gated calcium channel activity; protein binding. NCBI's taxonomy places the organism in Eukaryota, Metazoa, Chordata, Actinopteri, Labriformes, Labridae. Gene Ontology annotation, cellular component: voltage-gated calcium channel complex. Gene Ontology annotation, biological process: neuromuscular junction development; regulation of voltage-gated calcium channel activity; chemical synaptic transmission.
UUUUCCCCUCUUCUGUCGUGUUGAACCGAAGCAAAGCUGGAGUCAGCGGUGCACUGUCCGCAACCGGAGCCGCAGCAGUUCCAGUGGAGCGGCACCGAGCGGCAGCCUCCGCCCUGGACCGAUGAACUGGCUGAGAUGUCCCGGCAUAUCUACACUCGACACGGGAUAGGGGAGGGGGUGCAGAAGCCAGUGUUUCAGGCUAACAGAGGGACUUACUCUAGACGCAGUCGACUGAAGAGAUCUGAUGGCAGCACCACGUCUACCAGCUUCAUCCUUAGACAGGGCUCAGCUGAUUCCUACACAAGCCGACCGUCUGACUCGGAUGUGUCCCUGGAGGAGGAGAAGGAGGGCGGCCGGCAGGAGAGGGAGCAGCAGGCCACUGUUCAGCUUGAGAGGGCAAAGACUAAGUCGGUGGCGUUUGCUGUGAGGACAAAUGUCAGCUACUGUGGCGCUCUGGAUGAGGAUGUUCCUGUGGCCGGCACCGCUGUCAACUUUGAUGCCAAGGACUUCCUCCACAUCAAAGAGAAGUACAACAAUGACUGGUGGAUCGGCCGUCUGGUGAAAGAAGGCUGUGACAUCGGCUUCAUCCCGAGCCCCCUAAAGCUGGAGAACAUCAGACUCCAGCAGGAGCAGAAGAGAGGACGCUUCCAUGGCAGCAAGUCAAGCGGGAAUUCCUCCUCCAGUCUUGGAGAAAUGGUGUCAGGGACGUUCAAGCCAAAUCCAAACUCUGCAGGAAAGCAGAAACAGAAAGUGGCUGAGCACAUCCCUCCCUAUGACGUGGUUCCCUCCAUGAGGCCGGUUGUCCUGGUGGGACCGUCUCUGAAAGGUUAUGAGGUGACAGAUAUGAUGCAGAAGGCGCUGUUUGACUUCCUGAAGCACAGAUUUGACGGGAGGAUAUCCAUCACACGGGUAACAGCUGACAUAUCAUUGGCCAAGAGGUCAGUACUAAACAACCCCAGUAAGAGGGCCAUCAUUGAGAGAUCCAACACCCGCUCCAGCCUUGCUGAGGUCCAGAGCGAAAUAGAGAGGAUCUUUGAGCUGGCUAGGUCUCUGCAGCUGGUCGUGUUGGAUGCAGACACCAUUAACCAUCCAGCACAGCUCAUCAAGACCUCAUUAGCACCAAUUAUCGUCCAUGUUAAAGUGUCCUCGCCUAAGGUGCUCCAGCGACUGAUCAAAUCAAGAGGGAAAUCUCAAAGCAAACACUUGAAUGUGCAGCUUGUUGCAGCAGAAAAACUAGCACAGUGUCCUACUGAGAUGUUUGAUAUAAUCCUGGAUGAGAACCAGCUGGAGGAUGCGUGUGAACACCUGGCAGAGUACCUGGAGGCAUACUGGCGGGCUACCCACACUUCACUAAGCACACCACUCAACCCCCUGCUGGGACGCAAUCUGGGCUCCACAGCGCUCUCUCCAUAUCCUGCUGCCAUUCAGGCCCAAAGAAACCGAAACAGCAACCACACCACAACAGACCACUCCCCUGUUGAACGCCGCAGCCUGAUGCCUGCUGAUGAAAACUACCAUAAUGAACGGGCAAGGAAAAAUCGCAACCGUCUAUCCUCGGACUCACAGCACAGCCGAGACCAUUCCCCUCUCGUAGAGGAGGACUACCAGGACCCCUACCAGGAUUCCUACAAGCCUCAUCGCAAUCGAGGAUCCCCAGGAGGCUACAACCAUGACUCCAGGCAACGGCUUUGAGCUCUCUUAACCAAGUGUAGGCCUGUAUUUCUCUUUACGACCACUAUGGACGGAAGAGUCGAGGCCCUUUGAUGUAACAUGAAGAAAAUUACUACACUCAUGUGGACUGUGACAACCUUGUAUUGAUGUGUAGUACCUCUUUUCCCUCUGGCCUUGGCUCCGACCAAAUGAAAACAUAAAAAAUAAGAAUUCUGCUUCAUGCUUUGAGUCAAACAAAGGAAAAGACUGGAUGUGAAAGUAGCACAAGAUUAGACAAGAACGAAGCUGGACCUGAUCUAAAUAUUCCCCAGAUGUAGCCUGUGAGUUAAGUACACUUGCAGGUGGUCGAUAUAGGCUCUCCUGGACCCUUCCUGCCAUCUCAGCUGUUACUGUAGCAUGCAGGUAGGACUGUUCAGGUCACUACUUGCCUCAGCCAAACAGCAAGAGCAUCCAGCAGUGAUGAUGAACACAGAACCUGUUUGCACGCGUUCAGGAGCUGCUAGAAGCAGAACAAAAUGCAUCUUUAAUGCUCCUCUAGUUUGUUUGCCACAGUCCUUGAUGUGAGUGUAAUAAAUCCUGUGGAAGCCUGUUCCCAAAUCCAGAGUUUAAAACAUUUGUUUAUGAACAUGGAUAGUGUUUUGUUUAAUUCCUGGUUCAUACAGUAGCUCUUUGGGCCCCCUUUUUGUUAUUUCAUCAACCAUUUAAAGACAGAAUAUUACAACUCCUGCAGAUACUUAUACAAAUUACAGUUAAAAACCUCAAGAUUGAGGCUUUUUAUUUCUUUACAUUUUUGUCAAUCCGUAAGAAGAGAAAUAUAUGUAAGUAUAAAAAUCUAUCGGAUAGAUAUAUAUAUAUAUAUAUAUAUUUGAAAGCUCCAACCCUCAGGAAUCAGAGGUUUAAAUGACGUUAAGUGUUUAACAGAUGUAGCGUUCAUGUUCCUACCCAUCUGAAGUAAAUUUAAUUCCUGAUUAUUAUGAUUUAGAUGAUCCAAAUAGAAAUAAGUCACAAGUAAGGUCAAGCCAGCAUCUUUUUGUCAUAUAAAUAUUCCAUAAAUGUAUGUACUGCUGUCAUCUGAUAUUUUCUUGGCAGGACAUUAAAGUUAAUAUUUAAUUCAAUUAAACUGGAUUUUAAUGAAUGAUUGAUAUUGAGCGCUUCCAUGUGUAAAUACUGUCAAAAUAAUCAAAGGAAAGAGACUAAAGCAUAUAAGGUAUGAUAAACUAUCCGUAUUGUUUCUCUUUUUAAAACCUUUCAGAUACUUUCCAACAUCAAGAAAAAAACUUUCUCUGCCAUAUUUCAUGAUCAAAUUUAAUGAAAAUACACUGAAAUGUUUUCUUUGAGUAGCAACUUCAACUGCCCCAGUUUUAGCCAAAGCUUUGUUAUCUUUAUUACUGUAGGACUGCAACUGAAUUCAUCAAAAGUCUUUUACAUGCUACUUUUUUAGGAAAUGUGAAAAAGUUCCCUUAACUUUCAAUCGAAUAGACUUUCUGAUAAACUGCCAAAAAUCACAAGGUUAAUACUUUUAAACUUUUAAACAACAUUUUUUUCAAUUCUCUACUUUGAGUGGUCCUUUUAUUUUCUUUCAGUUCAUACGUCAUGAAUUCCAUUGUGCUCCAGUGAUCCUGGAAAACAACUAUUGACUUCUGUUCUAAUAUGCCAUAUACAGUAGCUUUUACUGUUGUUGUUUCAGCAUCUGGAGCAACAGCUUAACAUAAGAGUUAAAUACUGCCUGUGAGAGAAUGAUGCAUUUAUUAGAAGUUUGUGUGCACUGUCAUUUUACAAUUGUAAUGAA